This is a messenger RNA of Mustela lutreola (European mink), 1230 nucleotides long. It is a transcript of the gene TIFAB, whose product is annotated as TIFA inhibitor. The transcript is spliced from 3 exons. The coding region runs from base 491 to 1084 and encodes 197 amino acids. Gene Ontology annotation, biological process: canonical NF-kappaB signal transduction. Gene Ontology annotation, molecular function: protein binding. The record is from RefSeq and is a predicted model, not a curated record. Lineage: Eukaryota; Metazoa; Chordata; Mammalia; Carnivora; Mustelidae.
ACUGAACUCAGCUCUCCAGGUCCCCAGGGAUGGGCCACAGACGCAGGCAGCGCAGAAACCCAGUGGGGAACCCCACUUCUCAGGGGCCUCUGCUGGCAAGGAUCCCAGGCUGGAGUUUCUCAACCUCUCAGCGCUGGGGUUGCACUUCUACAAUGGGAAAUUACGCUCCCACUUUCUUUCCUAAAGGGAAAAGGGAAGAAAGCGGUGACAUGGAGGGAUGACGUGAUGCAUCACAGCCCGGCAGCAGAGCUGUAACUGCCAGCCCCAGACCCAACCCGGCUCAGCCCCACAUGCUCCUGAGAGCUCACAGCUGCAAUGUCAGACUUCGAGGGGCCCCUGGCAGUAAGGAUCCCUGUGCCAUGGGAUCAGGUCCUGGAAGGGAACUCUUGAGUUUCUGGCCAGGCCUGAGGACUUGGGUACCCAUUUCGGCUGUCCUGGGCCCAGCUUACCUUCCGAACAUCAGGAGGAGGUGUCCUGCAGCCUCCCGUCCAUGGAGAGAGCCCUCACGGUCCUGCAUGUGAGCCUGUACCAUCCCAAGCAGGACCCGGCCACCUUUGCCAAGGUCCCACCACAGCUGCAGCACGGUACCAGCCCACUGCUGGUGGGGCAGGCCCCGGACGCCCACCUCCAGCUGCAGCUCCCCUGCCUCUCCCGCCGACACCUGUCCCUGGAGCCCUACCGGGAGAAGGGCAGCGCUCUGCUGACCUUCUGCCUGAAGGCCCUGAGCCGCAGGGGCUGUGUGUGGGUUAACGGGUUGACUUUGAGGUUCCUGGAGCAGCUUCCUCUGAGCCCAGUCAACAGGGUCGCCUUCUCCGGCAUCCAGAUGGUGGUCCGCAUAGAAGGGGGCACCUCGCUGGAGGGCUUUGUCUGCUGCUUCCAUCUCAGCCCCUCACCCCUGAUUCACAGGCCGCAGGCUGAGGAGACCGACGAAUGGGAGAGCACCUUCCAGGGGCAGCCUCCCCCAGGUUCUGGGCCACGGGCUCCAGGUCACCAGGGGCUUCUCCAUGGCCCUUCCCUGCCUAGCCCUGGAGGAGGAGCAGAAACACAGCUCCAGAAGGAGAUCUCAGAUAACGUGUUGUGCUAGCCCCACCGGCUGCCCAGAGCAAGCCUCGCCCCUAUGAGGACUUGAACUCUUGCAGUGACACCACGCGGAGGUUGACCAGCAAGACCUGCUGGGUAACAAUGAACUGAUUCUGCGAACAUGCACAGCAUGGGGCGGGGGUUGCGGGG